CCGGCCCACGCUGUGUAACUUUGAAAGCGCCGUUGAUGCGUGAACUUCCUGUCGCUGGCAUUUUCGUAUCCUCCAACUUUACCGUUUGACUGAGGAGUUGAGUAAAUGAGAGACAUGUCUUCAUCACCAACAUUUUCAGGUAAAGACCCAAACCAACACAAGAGAGUAUCUGUUAAAUCCAAUCCUGGAUUCCUGGAGCGACUCAGUGAAACUGCAGGAGGAACAGUCGUUGGUGUCGGCCUGUUUUUCCUCUCAAUUUAUAUUCUCUUCACCAAUGAGGGACGGGCUCUGCAAACAGCAUUGUCCCUGGAUGAGGGUCUGUCUCAGGUCGUGUCAUUGGGACCUUUCUCCAGCCUCGACCUGCAGAACAACAACCGUUUAGUUCAUCUGUCUGCACAGCUGAGAACCUCACAGCCCCUACACGACCCCAACUACAGAGUGGUGGUGCAGGCAGUGAAGCUGAAGAGGCAGGUGGAGAUGUAUCAGUGGGUGGAGUACCAGGAGAGCAAGGACUACCAAGAGAACGGUGAGACCAAAACUGAGACAACGUACACCUACAACACUGAGUGGAAAUCAGAGUUGAUCAACAGUCGUAAUUUCGAUGAGGAAAUCGGCCACCAGAACCCAAGUGCCAUGGCGGUGGAGAGUGUCACAGUGGUGGCUCCUGAAGUCAGAGUUGGAGCUUUCAUUCUGUCUAAAGGCCUGGUGGAGGAGAUAAAUAACUUCCAGACACUCAGAUUGAGGGAUUUUACUGCCUUUAACUUGGACCCCUUUCUCAGCAUUGAUGACGAUUAUUUCUAUCACACUCAACACCCACGCAGGCCGGAGGUUGGUGAUGUGCGUGUGAGAUUCUCCUUCGCUGGACUAAGCGGUGAGACGUCUCACCUGGGCCCACCUCAAACUGUUAGUAUUGUAGCCAUGCAGAGGGGGGAGCAGCUGAUGCCUUUUCGAACCAAAUCAGGAGACACCUUGGAGAUCCUGUACCUGGAGGAGCUCUCUGCAGAGGAGGUUUUUGCGAAAGAACAGCAGCACAACAGUAUGAAGACAUGGGGACUCAGGGCUGCAGGCUGGGCCCUCAUGUUCCUUAGUAUUCAGCUGACCAUGCGUAUCAUCUACACAUUGGUGGAUUGGGUCCCUGUUCUCAGAGAGCUCGUGUCUGUGGGGCUGAAGAUCUUCGCCUUGUGUGUCUCCUGCUCUCUGUCUCUUCUCACCAUCGGUGUAGGUUGGCUUUUUUACCGACCGUUGGUGGCUGCUGCUCUUGGAGCACUAGCUCUGCUUCCAGUGUUUCUCGCCCGCUCCGGACUUCCAGCCAAGAAGAACGAGUGACAAUGGAACUGAUGACAACAGUUUCUGAUGCCUGGCUGUCGCCGUCCAUCGGAGGUGUCAGACAGUAUUGUGUGCAGCUGUUUUUUUCACAGCCGAGUUACAAACCACAUAGGACUUUCUUAGCUAAAACAGACAUUCUGCGUGCAUGUGUGUGUGUGUGGUUCUGAUAUGUAUCAUAAUUGGUUUAAUCCAAAUUCAGUGUUUCAUUGAUAUUAAUUGUUACAACGGACAACACUUUAGUGUUUAGUGGAUGAAGAAAAAAAACUCACAUCAGCCACCACUGAUGUCCUAUCACACACAAGUGGAAGCUGUUUUUGUUGUUGCCACCUUCAGACGGCAGAUUUGAUCAGAUGUGGCCUUUUAAAAAAUUCAUGCACCCCUGCAAAGCCUCACUGUGUUCUCACUUCUUUUUUUUUUGCUUGAAACUGCGCUGCGAAGCCGCUUUGAUCCUUAAUUUUCUUGCUCACAAUGACCAAUGCAAGAUUGCUGAAGUCUCAUUUUAACUGUAAAUAUAACUCGCCAAAGACUUUUUUCUCUCUCUCCACUCAGCUUAUACUCAGUAUAUUUACUCACCACCCAGUUUGUUUGGUGCAUCUAACUAAAUCUAAUGCAGUCUAAUACAACUGCUUUCAUUAAUUCUCCCUGCAUAAAGGUUGUAAUGUUCAAUGUACAAUUGAGUUUUCGUUUGGAAAAUGAUAAGCAUUAAUUCUUCUUCAAAGCACUUUGUCUGGACAAACAGUCUUUGUAAAAUGCCAAACACCUGUGGAUCUAAAAUUUUGUUGUAUUGUUUGUAUGUAUGCAAUGUAUGUUAAAUGAAGCACUUUUUGUAUCUGUCAACUUCA
Messenger RNA from Chelmon rostratus (copperband butterflyfish), 2168 nucleotides. RefSeq names its product transmembrane protein 43. Gene Ontology annotation, biological process: nuclear membrane organization. The transcript has 12 exons. The record is from RefSeq and is a predicted model, not a curated record. Lineage: Eukaryota; Metazoa; Chordata; Actinopteri; Chaetodontiformes; Chaetodontidae. Gene Ontology annotation, cellular component: nuclear inner membrane. Bases 106 to 1326 code for a protein of 406 amino acids.